AUGAUUCGAACAUCGUUUCUGCUGCUGGCAUGGGUGUUGGCAGAUAGUCUUGGCGAUGGCGACAGCAGGUCUCGGUAUCAGUACUAUCACUAUAUGGAGAUUGGGCUCUGCAAUUGGGAGACCUUGAUUGAAAUUCAGCCACCUGAGCAAAAAGGUCUGAGUGUGGAGGCUCUGCCGCUUUAUGUCGAGGAGUUGAGGAAGAAAUAUGCUGCCUGCCGUCCACACAGCAAGCUGAUCAAUGCUGCUGUGCUUCCUGAGGCUGAACGCACGCAGACAUCGCGACGGGUGAAAGCUUUCUACAUUCCUCCAGAGAACAUCUCCCAUUUUGAUCUACCAUCCUUUUUUGCCGGCAUGACCCGAAUGGGUGAGCCCCAUCCAUUUGCAGCUAAUUAUCUUGAAAAGCGGCGCUUGUCUCACCUGAUGGUUUCAAAAUGGGUUCCGGCGAUAUCUCUUCACACGCUUCUAGAUACGCAUGGAGCAUGCCGGAUCGGAUUGCUGAAGAUGGACGUGGAAGGUUUGGAUGUGCCGUUGAUCAGAGACUAUGUGGCCUAUUUGCAACAGCAUCCUUUCUGCUGGGCAGAUGUCCUGCAGUUUGAAGUCCAUCCUGGCCUUGUUUCGAGGUCCAGCAGCGACGAUUUGGACCAGCUCUUGGCCCUUGUGGGCUACGAGAACGUUCGCGACGAGCGCGCCUCACCGUGGCCCGUGCGUCCCUUCGACAAGUGGGUGUCACACCAACCUUUUAAGGAUGGCAGACGCUUCCAACGCCACGGAAGAUUGUCACAUUUGUCACAUGUUCCAGAGAUUCCAGCAGCCCCCAAGCUUCUUCACUUGGUGAUGCCAUGUUGGAACACAUUCGGAUGUGAUGAUGCUUUGGAACGACGGAGAAUGCAGUGGGCUCAACUGUUGCCUGGAUGGCGUGUUGAAGCUUGGAGUGGCGAAAGGCUAUCAAAGUUGUCACAUGGACUCAAGAACGCGGCACUAAAGUCACUACAGUUCCGCAAGUAUAAACAUCUUGCGGCCAAGUAUUUGCUCCUGUCUCACUUUGGUGGAGCUUUCGUGGACUGGCGCCUCAACCCAGAACCUCUCAAAAACCUCCAGCCGGGCCAAAAUUUUCUGUGUUUGGAUCCGGGCCCCCGCCGUUGUUUUAAUGGCAUGGUGAUGGUUGCACGGCCCUUUGAUGCUUUGCUUCAGGAGUUGCAUGUCAGCUUUGACUUUUUCUUAGCCCACCGCCGUCGAUAUGGUGUAGCCGUGAAUUUCAGCGUUGCCAGCACGGAAUUGGGCUUCCUGGAUCUCCUGUGGUUGCACAGAGAAGGUCCUGGCAAAGGGCGGUGUGCCCGCAUGAACUUUACUAUUCUGUAG
Molecule: messenger RNA, 1359 nt
Organism: Cladocopium goreaui
Lineage: Eukaryota; Dinophyceae; Suessiales; Symbiodiniaceae
Source: the annotation of a GenBank genome assembly